Chironomus riparius is the source of this 2288-nucleotide messenger RNA. NCBI's taxonomy places the organism in Eukaryota, Metazoa, Arthropoda, Insecta, Diptera, Chironomidae. The record is from the annotation of a GenBank genome assembly.
AAAACUCGCGAGUAUGAAAAUAAUAAGUGGAAGUUUGAGCGUUAUAAAGUCGCAGUGUCACUAAAAUUUAUAAAAAAAAUAAUUUUUAAAAAAAUCAAAAAAUUCUAGAAAAAGUCAAAAAAUAUGAAUUUGAAAAUUUUUCUAAUAUUUUGUGUAUGUGUUUAUAAAAUCACAGCUGAACAUGCGACAUGCAGCUUUAGUAUGAAGAAAGUUUACAUUCAAUUCACAAUGUCUGACAAAUACUCUUGUAAAUUAUCAUUCGAUAGUGACAGCAGCUCAGAAAGUGUGCAUGAAUUCGCUGGAAAUCACGAAACUUCAAAAGGCGACGGCAAUGUUGAAGUUCUUCAAACAGAUUCAGAUUCAAAUUUAAGAAAGUUUUCCUCAGCAUUUUGUAGAAAGUUUGAAAAUCUGCAACUUAUCGACCUUAAAAAUGUCAAAAUCAACUCAAUUAGCGAAGAAUCGCUUCAAAAAUGCACAAAUUUAAAAAUUCUUUAUUUAAAUUCCGUCGGAAUUUCUGAAAUUCCUGAAAAUUUAAUGACUUCAAAUACAGAAUUGAUUGAAAUUGAGAUAACAUCAAAUAACAUCGAGUCACUUCCAGCAGAUAUGUUCGAGGCACAGAAAAAGUUGACAAAACUUAAUUUACAAAAUAAUAAAAUUCGAAAUUUUCCCAGCGAAAUUUUUAAUCCUUUAAAAAAUCUCGGAUUUCUGAAUUUAAAUAACAAUCAAAUUGAAGUUCUCGAUUCAGAAUUAUUUAAAAAAUUAAUAAAAUUACAAAAAUUGUCCUUAAAUUCAAAUUACAUUGCUGACCUUCCCAGCGGCAUUUUUUCAAACCUCAUCAAACUUCAAAUCCUCGAAUUGAACUCAAAUCAGCUUUCCGUCAUCAAUUCCAACUCCUUCGGCAUUCAUCAUCAGUUGUCUUACAUUGAUUUCAGCAACAACAAGGUAGCAGCUGUAGAUCCUGAAUUCUUCAAUAAAGGUCCAAUUAAUACCUUAAAAAUGGAUGGCAAUGAAUGUUUAGAUGACACCAUAAAUGGUCGACAAGAUGAGGAUCUUCAGACAUGUUAUGAUAGCUUUAGUGCUGAUACUUUAGUUAAGACAUUAACUACUCCAAAGACAACAAGGUCAACCACAACAAGGUCAACCACAACAAGAUCAACAACAAGUCGACCAACCAGAAUAAGAACUAAAGCCACAACCGAGACAGCAACCGUGUUCCCAAAUAAGCCAGAAAAACUCGUGAUUCCAUUCAAAACUUAUCCAGUUGAAAGCCAUCCAUGGAUUGCAGCUUUUAUAUUAGAAAAUUCAGACUAUCAAUGUGGAGGGGUCGUAGUCACUGAUUCAAGAAUUGUUACAGCCGGCUCCUGCAUGUAUUCAAAGACCGAUAAAACAAAACUUUUAUACCGCGACUUGAAAAUUGUUUUAGGAUCUCGAAACAUAUUCGAACAAUUUGAAGCGGGCAAACGAAGCUUAGCUGUUCAACUUUAUUGCAUUCAUCCUGAUUUUCAUAUCGAUUCUCCAUUAAGCAAAGCCAAUGUUGCGGUAGUGUUCACGGAAAAGCCUUUAGAAAUCACCAAAAGAAUCAAACCAAUAGGAUUGAAUAUAUUGACACCUGAUGUCAUGUCAAUCACUGAUGCUGCAUAUGUUGCUCAUGGCAACAUUAAAAGCUUAAGUUUAAAAUCGAAUGUGAGUGCUGGAUAUCUUCAAGCAUCAAUUUUGGAAAGUCAACGAUGCCAAAAACCAAAAAAUGAUGAGACAUUCUGCAUCAGUGACGAUAAUGAAGAUCCAGCAUGUGUUGAUGUUCUCGGCAGUGGACUUUUUGUGAAUGAAAGCAAUAAAUUUUAUCUUCGUGGAAUUUUGACAUAUGUUUCUGGAUCCUGUGACUUUGACUCUUAUUCGCUAUUUACUGACGUAUCGAGAUACAUAAAUUGGAUCGAGACUGUGCCUGCUGAAGAACAGGACACUGAUUAUAUGUAAAAUAAUUUCAAGGUUAAUGCUAUAAAGGCAUGGGAAAAAACCAAAAGUAAAUAAACAAAACGAAAACAUUAAUUUGACCUUUUUUGUGAGUUCAGAAAUAUUUUAUUAAUAAAUCAUCUGUCGUACAGCUGAACGUGUGAGAUGAGAAUUUGAUAAUUAUGGUGAAAUAAUUUUUUUGAAGUGUCUGAAUUCAAAGGUCGUAGCUAUAAAUAAAGAAAUCAAUUAUUUUUGAAUAUUUCUUUUUAUUUUAGUAGAACUUAAUAUAUUGCUAAGGUUGACUAUAAAUAAAUUUUUCCUAAUAGGUCAGUGCUGCU